Messenger RNA from Nelumbo nucifera (sacred lotus), 2395 nucleotides. RefSeq lists its product as uncharacterized. The record is from RefSeq and is a predicted model, not a curated record. NCBI's taxonomy places the organism in Eukaryota, Viridiplantae, Streptophyta, Magnoliopsida, Proteales, Nelumbonaceae.
GACUGAGCGAGAAGCCGAAAAAUAAUUGGAUUUCGUCUAAAAUACCCGCCAUUGUACCGAAUUUUCUGGUUAACAAUAAAAGGAAUCUCCCCUCUCCUCCCUCUCCCUCUCUCUCAUCCUCUGAUGUCUGUCUCUGUAAUGAGAAAAUUACAAGUAAAUGAGAAUGCUGGGGCUUCAGGAGACGAAACCGGAGAGAUCGGCUUGCCAGGGUCGGGAUGACAGUCCCAAUUCUGUGAUUUUCACCCAAGAAUCCAACUUAAGUCUCGUCUCUUCCGCUUCCGGAAGUGUUGAUCGUUGCUCCUUUGCGUCGGAUGUUCACGAUCACGAAUCCUUCGUUUCCGAACUCUCCAAGCAUUUGGCGGGAAGUGAUCUCCACGAUAGUUCGAGUGGUCCAGAUCUAAAUCCGAAGAGGCCACUUACGGUACAGAAGAACAGCCAUCCUGUCAGAAAAGGCGAAAGUGCAAAAGAUACAGAUCGAGAAGAAGAAGAAAUAGAGACAGAUGACGAUAAUCAAAUCCUAGAUAGAGGAAAAGAUUUUGAUUCUUUCUCCACUGCUCUCAUAGAAUGUCAGAUCCGGCGACUCCAAUCUGAUCCUCUUACAACCGCAAAGAAACAAGGGAGGCAAAGGCCCGCCUCGUUAGAUCUGAAUAGUCGAGGAAGCGAUGCCACCGGCUCUUCGCCAGGAUUAGUAGGCAUGAAGAAGAGCUCCGGUUCUUCUCGCAGAUCUGGUACGUUUCCUAGCCCGGGGACGCCGAAUUAUAGGCAUGGUAGUGUAGGGGUUCAGAAAGGUUGGAGCUCAGAACGAGUGCCGCUGCCGGUAAAUGGCAGCAGGAGGUAUGCUAGUGCUGCUCUGUUGCCUUUGAGCAAUGGAAGAACGUUGCCAUCUAAAUGGGAAGACGCAGAAAAGUGGAUUUUCAGUCCAGUAUCAGGAGAUGGAGCUAGCCGGUCUUCAAUGCCCCAUCCUCAAAGGCGGCCCAAGUCCAAGAGUGGCCCGCUUGGCACUCCGGGAAUGGCUUUCUAUUCGGCGUAUUCGCCUGCAAUGCCAAUGUAUGACGGCGGGAAUUUUGGGAGUUUCAUGGCGGGUUCCCCUUUCUCAACUGGAGUACUAAUUGCAGAUUGUCCAUCUGGUCGAUCUGGUGGCGGUGGUCGUCGUGAUGGUGCUUCUGGCCGAGGCUCUCUCCAUGCUCAGACGGAGCCCUGUAUUGCGCGUUCCGCUAGCGUGCACGGGUGGUCGGAUGUGUUGGCUCAGUCUUCGACGACCGGCUUACAAGAUGAGAAACUUGAUGGCACCAAGGAUGCAGCAACCAUGAUAUCUCGUUCUGUUUCAAGAAGGGAUGUGGCAACCCAGAUGAGCCCUGAGAGUAGCACCCAAUCAUCACCAAAUGGUAGGCCUUCUUUCUCUCCCUCACCUCCUCCACUCCUUCCAAUUGUGGAGCUGCAGGGCCGCCAUUCCUUUAAAUCAGAAAUCAGGGACGUGCAAGUAGAUGAACGGGUCACUGUGACAAGGUGGUCUAAGAAACAUGGCGCCCGAGUGCCUGAGAAGGGUUCAGCAAAUGUUGAGGACUGGAACAAGAAAGCCACAGAAACUCAGCCUUCAGCUUGGGAAGUUGCUGAGACAGCAAAAUGCCUAUCAAAGUGUAGAAGAGAGGAAGCCAAGAUCACUGCGUGGGAGAACUUGCAGAAAGCAAAAGCUGAAGCAGCAAUACGGAAACUAGAGAUGAAACUUGAGAAGAAACGAUCAUCUUCAAUGGAUAAGAUAAUGAGCAAGCUGAGAUUGGCCCAGAAGAAAGCACAUGAGAUGAGGAGCUCAGUGGCAGCCAACCAGGCCCAUCAGGUAGCCAGGACUUCCAGUAAAGUUGUAUCCUUCCGUAAGGCUGGGCAGAUUGGAUCUUUGAGUGGCUGCUUCACCUGCCAUGCGUUCUAGAAAAGUAUCCGUUUUCCCAUUGAUUCAUCUUCACUAUCUUGAGUACCUGAGGACUCCAAGCAUGGAAAGACAAGUAAACAACAAUGGAGUAAGCAGGGGAAAAAAGUUUACAAUUUCAGCAAUAGCCAAUAGGUAGUGCCAAUCAGUUUUGCAGUGGCUGGAAAGGCGGGUGUUUCCAAAUAGAUGUCAGAAUGUUCUCUACAUUCAUUUCAUGGGGGAUGUGAUCCAUUACGGGAAUUCCAAUAAUAGCGUAUGAAUUCAUAUAUGUAGCUCGCACUUGGGAUUUAUCAACCAUCAUAAAUGGAAAUUCUGAUCAUCGGGCUGUGGAGCCCCCCUCUAAUUUGAGUGGAAUAUGGAGUGAUCUGGUCCAAAAUACCAGAACAUGAUCACCUGUUGUAGACAUGGUCCAUGCUCGACACUCCCUCAUUCUCUUUCAUCAAAAUAAGCACCUUCUUUUCGAUGGCUAUUACA